Suillus plorans is the source of this 798-nucleotide messenger RNA. RefSeq lists its product as uncharacterized. Gene Ontology annotation, molecular function: protein binding; structural molecule activity. The record is from RefSeq and is a predicted model, not a curated record. NCBI's taxonomy places the organism in Eukaryota, Fungi, Basidiomycota, Agaricomycetes, Boletales, Suillaceae. The transcript is spliced from 6 exons. Bases 1 to 798 code for a protein of 265 amino acids. Gene Ontology annotation, biological process: cellular response to amino acid starvation; positive regulation of TORC1 signaling. Gene Ontology annotation, cellular component: Seh1-associated complex; nuclear pore outer ring.
AUGACUGGAAUGCGAGCAUGUUGGAACGAGCAAACUAGCUUUGCAUCAACAGCUGAUCCCCAAACGAAUGGUGCUGGUUCCGAGUCGUCUCAGGUUACUUCAUGUGGUUCUUCAAGAUGGGUGGACAGAGUUAUAUUGGUCGAUGCAAAGGGCACUGUCCGCGCAGUUGAAUUCGCUCUUCAUCAUUUUGGGCUGAAGCUGGCAACUGUCCCUUCCGAUAAUCGCAUUCGCAUCUACGAGUGCUUGGAACGAUCAGCGCUAACCACAUGGCAGCUUUCUAAAGAAGUCCGUGUCUCAACGUUCCCAUAUGUAUCGCUGUUCUCGUCGUACUCCCUGGCGUUGGUGACACUAACACAAACAAGUGCAACUCUUGGUGUGCUUCUCCAACCCUGGUCGCUCGAUCUCUGUAAUAAUUGCAAAACCCCACCACCCAGGGACGGGGAAAUCAUCGCGGCUAGCUGUGGGAUAUCUGGCGCCAUCAAAGUAUUGCUAUGCUGUAUUUUUGUGGUAUCGCUCACUCUGAAUACAAUUAUCUGCCUCUCAUCAGCCUACGACUCUCCUACUUUAGACCCGAUGGAGUUACCCGCUGAGGCAGGCCCAUCACCGGCAAGGGAUGGAGAUGCUCCAACAUCAUUUGUGAUGACGUCGAUAUGGCAAGUCAAGCCUGCGGAGGAAGAACCUAACGUCGAAGGAGAAGACGACGAUCCUAGAUGGUCUGUAGAUGUAGUAGCAGAUUUUAAUCACCACAAAUCUGCGGUUGGCCGUGUUGAGUGGAAUAUCGCUGGUUUUCCUCAGUGA